AAUUACUUUAAUGGGCAAUUGAAAAAAUAAAAAAAUGACCUUUUACCCCCUUUGCACCCUGACUUCCAUUUUCCUAAACCUGAAAACAUCUGCAAAAUUCCCAUCAAAAUCCAAUCCAAUCCAAUCUAGGUUUAAUUCUGCCUCAAAUUCUACUCGACUUCUCCUCACAUGACUGUCAUGGCGCCUCCCGCCCCAAAUGAGGGAGAAUACGCACGCGUGCGCGUUUUGUGUGUGUUUUUUGCUCUGUUUCUGUGAGAGAACGAGCUUCAGUGAUAUUCAAUUGGUCUCUGUUUAGGUCUAGUUAUAAAGAAAAGAGAGAAGCAUAGUUUUCCUUUUAAACGGAACCCUAAACCGCCCGUGAGUAGAACGCCGGCGUCCUCCGCCGUUGAUCUCCGCUUUCUGCCGUUGUGGCGAUAGCAACCGCCAUAGUUGGACCAAUUAACCAGCUCCCUCCAAUUUCACGGCGUCUGACGACCCUCUCUACUCCAAAUAGCCACCAGCGUGUUCUUCGCCGGUGUUGUGCAUUUAUACUCGUGCAAGUUGGCCCGCCGGUGAACACCUGAUUUCACUCAAUUUGUCGCUUCUUACAGGAAUACGAAAGGAGGACAAGCGUUCAUCCCGAUUGAGGCGUAAGCCAGUCUCUAGAGAGCUUAGAGAUAGACUGCCACCAUUUUCAUAUUGACCGGAUCCAUGGAAGAACCUAAAAGCAAGUCUAGGAGGGAGGGCUCUGAAAAUGAGGAAGUGAAAGUAAGUCACCAUAGAGAGGAUCGAAAGCGUGAAAAAGAGAGGAAUGGUGAGAGGCACAAGGACAGGGACAGGGACAGGGACAGGGACAGGGACCGCGAUAGUCGCCACGAGAGAGAAAAGAGUGUUGAUGACAAGCACAGGGACAGAGAAAAACACAAGUCGAAGCGUCGUGACAAGGAACAAGAACAGGAGAGAGCCAGGAACCAUGAUGAUGAGAGGCCUAGAGACAAGGCUAAAGGCAGAGAAAAGGACAAGGAUGAUAGAGAGGUAGAUAGAGAUCGGGAAGACAGGGAAAAAGAGAAGGAAAGGGGAAGGGAUAGAGAUAGAGGGCGGGAUAAAGAAAGAGAGAGGGAGAAGGAAAGAGAGAGGGAGCGGGAGAGGCAUGUGGAGCGAGAAAGGGAAAGGGAGAGGGAGAGAAGGGAAAGAGCUAGGGACAGAGAGAGAGAAAGGAAGGAGAGAGAGAGGAAACAUGAAAAGGAAAAACGUCGAGACAGGGAUAGGUCACACAGUAGUGAUGAGGAUGUUAAAGACCAUGAGAGAAAAAAGCGCAAGAAAGAGGAGGAUCAUCAAACCAGGGAUUCAGAACAAAAUAGUAAGGCCAACCGGCAUAGGGAUGGCAGCGAAGACAAUAGUUCACGGAAGAAGGGAGACGGAGAUUCAGAAGAUAAGAAAGAAAAGAGUUGGGGAGGAGAUUUAGCUGAAGAGCAACAGCGAUUGGACGAUGAGAUGGAAAAAAGGAGAAGGAGAGUUCAGGAGUGGCAAGAGCUGAGAAGGAAGAAAGAGGAAUCCGAGAUAGAAAAACUUGGGGUGCCUGUUACUCAUGAACCUGAAUCUGGCAAAACUUGGACACUGGAAGGGGAAUCUGAUGAUGAAGAAGCUGGUCCUCAGGAAAGAGAAACAAUGGAUGUGGAUGAGGAUGAGGAUGGAACUGUGAAGCCCGUUGGAGAGGAUGGAAAUGGCAUGUCUAUAGACUCUGUGAAUGAGGCAGCUCCUACCACGCAAAGUGUUGGAGAUAAUGCUGUUGAUGAUGAAGAAAUUGACCCCUUAGAUGCGUUUAUGAAUUCUAUGGUUUUACCUGAAGUUGAGAAACUAAACAAUGUUGUGCCUCCGACUUCAAAUGACUCUGGUCCUGAAUUAGUUGAAAGAAAUGGUAAAAUAAACUCAGAGAACACUAAAAGGGGGAAGAGCAAAUCUAUGGGAAGAAUUAUUCCUGGAGAUAACUCUGAUUCGGACUAUGGAGAAAUUGAAAAUGAGGAAGAUCCUUUGGAGGAGGAAGAUGAUGAAGAAUUCAUGAAACGGGUGAAGAAGACCAAGGUGGAGAAGCUUUCAAUAGUUGACCAUUCAAAAAUUGAUUAUCCUUCCUUCCGCAAGAAUUUCUACACUGAAGUGAAGGAAAUUUCCAGGAUGACAUCUGAGGAAGUGGCUGCGCAUAGGAAACAACUGGAAUUGAAGAUACAUGGAAAGGAUGUACCUAAACCAGUCAAAACCUGGCACCAAACAGGGUUGGCCACGAAAAUUUUGGAUACUAUUAAGAAGCUUAAUUAUGAGAAGCCAAUGCCGAUUCAAGCGCAAGCCUUGCCCGUAAUUAUGAGUGGUCGGGACUGCAUUGGUAUUGCAAAAACAGGAUCUGGCAAAACCUUAGCAUUUGUCCUGCCCAUGUUGCGACACAUUAAGGAUCAGCCUCCUUUGAUGUCAGGUGAUGGGCCCAUUGGGCUUAUUAUGGCUCCCACAAGAGAGCUUGUUCAGCAAAUCCAUAGUGAUAUAAAGAAGUUUACAAAGGUUUUGGGUCUCAGCUGUGUGCCUGUAUAUGGAGGUUCUGGGGUUGCUCAGCAGAUCAGUGAAUUGAAGCGAGGGACUGAGAUUGUUGUUUGCACCCCAGGUAGAAUGAUUGAUAUAUUAUGUACUAGUGGUGGUAAAAUUACAAAUCUGCGUCGUGUUACUUACUUGGUCAUGGAUGAAGCUGAUCGGAUGUUUGAUAUGGGUUUUGAACCUCAAAUCACGAGAAUCGUCCAAAAUACAAGACCUGAUCGCCAAACUGUGCUAUUUUCUGCGACUUUCCCUCGCCAAGUUGAGAUUUUGGCACGUAAAGUAUUGAAUAAACCUGUUGAACUUCAGGUAGGUGGUAGGAGUGUUGUGAACAAGGACAUUACCCAACUAGUUGAGGUAAGACCUGAAAGUGAUAGGUUCCUUAGACUCUUAGAACUACUUGGAGAAUGGUAUGAGAAGGGAAAGAUACUGAUUUUUGUCCAUACACAAGAGAAGUGUGAUGCACUGUUUAAGGAUUUGCUUAAAUCUGGAUAUCCGUGUGUAUCACUUCACGGUGGAAAGGAUCAAACAGACCGUGAAUCCACAUUAGCUGAUUUUAAGAGUAAUGUCUGCAAUAUAUUGAUUGCUACAAGUAUUGCUGCUAGAGGUUUAGAUGUCAAAGAUCUUGAACUAGUCGUUAAUUUUGAUGUCCCUAACCAUUAUGAGGACUACGUCCAUCGCGUUGGUAGAACUGGCCGAGCUGGUAAAAAGGGAUGUGCUAUCACAUUCAUCUCAGAGGAGGAUGCAAGAUACGGACCAGAUCUCGUUAAAGCCUUAGAAUUAUCGGAACAGAGUGUUCCAGAAGACCUCAAGGCCUUAGCUGAUGGCUUCAUGGCCAAGGUGAAUCAAGGGCUUGAGCAAGCCCACGGGACUGGUUACGGUGGCAGUGGUUUCAAAUUUAAUGAAGAGGAGGACGAAGUCAGGAGAGCCGCGAAGAAAGCUCAGGCGAAGGAGUAUGGGUUUGAGGAGGAUAAAUCAGAUUCAGAAGAUGAAGACGAAGGAAUUAGAAAAGCAGGUGGUGACAUUUCUCACCAAGCAGCACUUGCUCAAGCUUUGGCUUCUGCUACCAAAGCAAGUGCGGCUGCUGCUUCAGUGACGGCACCCAUGACAUCCGGGCAGCUCAUUCAAAAUGGUGGCGGGGUGGCAUCAGCGGUAGUCCCUGGAGGUGGAAUGCAAACAGGUGGCAACGACGCAGCAGCCAAGGCAGCGGCUCUGGCAGCGCUGAUGAAUUUGCAGCAUAACUUGGCAAAGAUUCAGGCUGAUGCUAUGCCUGAACACUAUGAAGCAGAAUUGGAAAUAAAUGAUUUCCCUCAAAAUGCUCGUUGGAAGGUGACACACAAGGAAACGCUGGGUCCGAUAUCGGAAUGGACAGGAGCAGCCAUCACGACUCGAGGUCAGUACUACCCACCGGGGAAGAUUGCAGGACCGGGAGAGAGGAAGCUUUACUUGUUCAUUGAGGGCCCGACGGAGCAAUCAGUCAAGAGGGCCAAGGCGGAUCUCAAGCGGGUCUUGGAGGAGAUUACAAAUCAAGCUUCAUCGCUACCAGGUUCAGCGCAACCUGGCCGAUACUCUGUUGUCUAGGACCCUACAUUUUUGCUACCUUCAUUUCAACUCUCCCUUUUUACUCUAAAUAUUGUUUCGUUUCUCCAUAUUUUGCAAACAAUCUUGGAUUACAUUACAUGUAAGAUUUUGUUGCGCUAUUGCUCUAGAGUGCCAUCUCUGUUGUUGUAUAGUUCCCUCA
Molecule: messenger RNA, 4294 nt
Organism: Salvia miltiorrhiza (redroot sage)
Lineage: Eukaryota; Viridiplantae; Streptophyta; Magnoliopsida; Lamiales; Lamiaceae
Product: DEAD-box ATP-dependent RNA helicase 42-like
Exons: 3
Coding region: 691-4134 (1147 amino acids)
Biological process (GO): mRNA splicing, via spliceosome
Cellular component (GO): nucleus
Molecular function (GO): ATP binding; RNA helicase activity; nucleic acid binding
Source: RefSeq, a predicted model, not a curated record